UGCAAACAAAAUUAAAAUGAAUAUAAUUUUGUAUUGUAAAUUUUGGUGUAUAUGAAGUCGACCUUCCGGCCCAGACUUCAAACACGCUCUAAUCAGAAACAUAAUGGACCUCAAAUCUUACGGAAUGAGAGCGAAAAGAGGCGGGCAAAACAGAAACACCCAAAAAUUAAAAAAACUAAUUAAUAAAAAAGGAAAAACCAAAAUAAAGAAAGGAAAAAGAAAAAAAAAUUAGGGUUGAGGGGUGCGCACUACGCCACCCGCGUACACUAGUAUUCAUCCCCUUUAUUUCUGGGACCUUCGGUUUCCGUCCUCUAUAUCCCCCGUUAUCUCCUUUUCUUGACGCCCAAUUCGUUCUCCUUCGUUUCACACAGAUCUGAGAUUGCUUCGUUUUCUCCAUCCUAGACUUGCUUCGUCUCGCCGCGAUUGGACGCUGAAAUCGCAUUAUUUUGCCGAAUUUCGUCGAUUUCGGCCACAUUUUCAGGUUUUUGCGUUGAAGUGAUUUUUAAGCUAUGCGGGCGUACGAUAGAGAAGAACGGCAUCCACAAAUGGAAGAUGAAUAUGAAGACUACGAUGAUUCUGGAUACGGAUAUGAGGAAGAAGGUGAUGAGGAGGAGGGGGAAGAAGAAGAGUAUGAAGAAGAAGAUCCAAAUCUUAGCAAAGAACGGUUGGAGUACCUUGCGUACAGACAACGUGUAAAAGAACGAAUCAGAAAGCAGAGGAAGAAAGAAGGUGGUUCUGGUCCCAACAAUUCUUAUGGCGAUAGGAAGAAGCUUCCGUAUGAUAAUUAUGGAUCCUUUUUUGGCCCAUCCCAACCAGUUAUUGCUUCAAGAGUAAUUCAAGAGAGCAAGUCAUUGUUGGAAAAUCAACAUUUGACACCUCAACUUUCCAAUGCCCUUCAUCCUAGAAAAAAGAGCCCAAGUUCAUCCUCUGCUCUUGCAAAACCCGGAGUACAUAGUCUGAAACCGAAAGUUGUAAAUGAGGUUAAAACUAAAGUCCAGAAACUAAAAGAUACAAGAGACUAUUCCUUUUUAAUGGAUGAUGAUGCAGAGAUUCCAGCUCCUGCAAAGGUGCCUCCUCAGAGAAAUGUCUCUGCUCCAAAUUCUGAUGCACGAUCUGCUCAACUGCCGAUGAAAAGUAAACAAGCAUUGGGAAAUAACGUGAGUCACUCACAGGGCAGUCAUGCAGAAAGGAAAUCAGCUCUUAUGAAUGGGCACUCUAGUAAAUUACCUUUAGCAAGUAGGCCCAGUUCGGCAGUAAUGGAUUCUAGAAGACAGCAUAGUAGCAGUAAUGGAAGUGGAUCUGGCCGGCAUAGUAUCAGCAAUGGAACUGGGCCUGGCCGGCCUAGUAGCAGCCAUGGAACUGGGUCUGGCCGGGCUAGUAGCGGCAAUGGAACUGGGCCCGGCAGGCCUAGUAGCGGUAAUGGAACUGGGCCUGGCCGGCCUAGUAGCGGCAAUGGAACUGGGCCUGGCCGGCCUAGUAGCAGCAAUGGGACAGGGCGGCCUAUAGUGACAAAAAAUUUGCCGUUGAGGAGUCCAGCUCCUGUUGUCAGAAAAGUUGCCACACCAGCUGCGAAGAGUUCCAUCCCAAGUUCUAAGAGUUCAAUUCCAAGUACUAAGAGUUCCAUUCCUCGUACCAAUAGCUCAUCCAUGCCAAGUAUGCAGAAACCCUUUUCUUCAAAGUUGCAGCCCUCUAUUUCUAGGCAGCAGCAGCAGUUAGGACAGAGAAGGGAAUUACAGGCUCCUGCUAAGGCUAAAUUGUCGUCCAAACAGUCAACAGGAUUAUCAAGACCUCAGAUUAACAAGCCACAAAGACAAAGUUCAUCCCACCUUACAUCGCAUGACAACCGCCCCAAGAAAAAGCCGAUGAGACGAUACUCUGAUGAUGAGGGUGAUGAGGGGGACCAAGCCAUUAGCAUGAUCAGACAAAUGUUCGGGUAUAAUCCCAAAAAAUUCGCCGGUCGUGAUGAUGAUGAUGAUAGCGAUAUGGAGGCCAACUUUGACGAUAUUCAGAGAGAAGAGAAAAGAAGUGAGAUAAUUGCGAGAAGAGAAGAUGAAGAAGAGCAGCGUUUGAUAGAGGAAGAAGAAAGAAGAGAGAGAGAAGCUAAGAUGAGAAGAUUAAAGAAGCGAAAGCUGGGGCAUUAGAAGUAUUAAUAUUUGAUUUGAGUCUUUAGGAAGUGCUCAGUUUCUAUUUUUAUUUAAGUUUUGCCCAAGUUGUACACAAUCAAUCAAGUUUCUUGUUAGGUGGAAAAAUCUUGGUGUUUUCUUUUUGGGGUGGAUGGGGUCAAAUAUUGAGUUAAUUAUUCACUAGUUUAGGAAGCUGUUGGUGGUGCCAAUUGUACGUAGAGGGUAGUAAUAACAUGAGGUGAUUUUUUUGAGUUUCAUCUUGUUAUUGCCACUCGCAGCCAAGUAAACUAGUUCCACCCACUUAAGUAAAUAAUAUAAUGUAAAAAAGCCAGAUAACAUUUUUUUGUCUA
Molecule: messenger RNA, 2473 nt
Organism: Cannabis sativa
Lineage: Eukaryota; Viridiplantae; Streptophyta; Magnoliopsida; Rosales; Cannabaceae
Exons: 10
Coding region: 510-2141 (543 amino acids)
Biological process (GO): regulation of DNA-templated transcription; nucleosome assembly
Cellular component (GO): nucleolus
Molecular function (GO): histone binding; DNA binding
Source: RefSeq, a predicted model, not a curated record